AUGUCUAACCCAACUCCCUCUCAACCUUCCCAGGCUGGUAGCCGUGGAAGAGGGCAAGGCGGCCAAGGCCCCUCAAAUAUUACCGACUACCCUCGUCAACCCGGAUGGCGGGAGCCGCACUGCCCUCGGUGCGCAUACCGGGCUGCCAAUGUGGGAAAGGCUCUGCGAAAACUUAUACCUACCGCCGACAAAGUGCAAGCGUUUGAACUCGUUGGAGAGCUUUCUUGUGCAGUGUCCGUCGGGGAGGAAGAAAGCGGAAUCAUGUGUAACUACUGUCGUAACGACAAGCGCGCUGUCGAGUUUCAUUACCCACCUGGGAGAGGCUUUGAAGAAACGAGUGGCAGACUAUGGAAGAGCUUCCUUGAUCUUGCUGGCCACUGCUAUAAUCUCGAUGCGCAGCCCAACUCGUGGGAGAUUGGGCUUGCAGAAGUAGAAGAAGCGUCCAGGGAAUUCUUGGCUUGCUGGCAUGAGCUCUAUAGGCAAUACGGCAAGGACCUGUUGCAAAUGAACGCUCAUGAGUUGACGGAUGUGGGAUGUACGUACGUUGUAACCGUCCCUGGCGUCGAGAAGCCUGUAGCAGCUGGACCCCGUGCCGUCCUCGAAAGUGUCUUGGACGAGGUUCGAAAGAUGGGGAAGGACUUCAACAACUUUGCCACCGAAUUCCACAAGCACGCCGAGAACACGAAGACGGAAAUCGAACUCCUCAAUGACACUACCGCACAGCUCGAAGCCGACUUUGCACAGCUUCAAAUCCAGGAUAAAGACCUCGCCACCUCUUUCGAGGAUCACUCUGUAAGGCUCAUCAGGGAAGUCAAGGACCUGGCGCAGUUUGUGAAAGCCCAGGGAAGAACGCUUACGGCGGUCAAGAUUAUGGUGGACCGGCUAGCUAUCAACUUCAACAAAGUUGCUAAUGCGGCCUUGACGCCGGAUGAUACGGGUGAACAGCGCCAGUAA
This is a messenger RNA of Neurospora crassa OR74A, 954 nucleotides long. RefSeq lists its product as hypothetical. The record is from RefSeq and is a predicted model, not a curated record. The transcript has a single exon. Lineage: Eukaryota; Fungi; Ascomycota; Sordariomycetes; Sordariales; Sordariaceae. The coding region runs from base 1 to 954 and encodes 317 amino acids.